This is a messenger RNA of Corticium candelabrum, 1076 nucleotides long. Its product is annotated as ankyrin-2-like. The transcript is spliced from 8 exons. NCBI's taxonomy places the organism in Eukaryota, Metazoa, Porifera, Homoscleromorpha, Homosclerophorida, Plakinidae. The record is from RefSeq and is a predicted model, not a curated record. The coding region runs from base 24 to 1076 and encodes 350 amino acids. Gene Ontology annotation, molecular function: protein binding.
GUAGGACUGCAGUUGAUUAUGCUAUGUUUCGAGGUCACAUGUCAACAGCUGGUUGUUUGGUGUUGGCAACUCAAAGAGUUGAAGAUGUUACAGUUAAGCAUCGUCUUCCUCUGUUGUAUUGGGCAUGUAAGAACAAGAGAGAUGAUGUGAUAAAAGCAAUUGUUAAGCUGGGAACAGAAGUCAAGGAUGACUGGGAACGAACUUUACUUCACUAUGCUGCUCGGUAUGACAGUCGUGAUGUGGUUGAGCUUCUCUUGGCCAACAAGGCAGAUGCUGAUGCUUCAGACAAGCAUGGUGUCAAGCCUUUUGAUUUUGCCAUCAGUAAUGGUCACAUGUCAAUUGCUGUUCAGUUGUUUUCAUUAAUGCAGUCAGUUGAAGAUCUUGUACUUGAGAAUGUGUGUAAGCUGCUGCAGUGGGCAUGUAGCAAUGAAGAAAUGGAUGUUGCAAGGAAGAUUGCACAGAAGUUUUUUCACGCAGUGGAGGAGGAGUCUGGUCGCACUUUACUUCACUUUGCUGCUCAACUUGGUCAUCGUGAUGCAGUCAACUAUCUGUUGGAGAAGAAGGCAGAUGCAGAUGCUAAAGAUAAGGAUGGUAAGAGACCAUACCAACUGGCUGAUGGUGAACUGAGAAGACGACUAAGGAAAGCAAUAGAUGAACAGAAGUAUGCUGUUCUGUUUGCUGAAGGCACAGUGAGACCAGAAAUCAUCAAGUUGUGUUACAUCGGUUCAGAAGGAGCAGGAAAGACGACACUCAUGGAGGCUCUCAAACGAGGAUGGUUCAAACGAAUUUUCACAAACGAGAAUCAAGCAGACGACCCGUAUUGUGAAGAGGAACGUACAAUUGGUAUCAACGUGAUGACAGCCAAUAUUCCAGGAGUGGGUCGUGUUUCACUGUGGGACCACGCAGGUCAAAAGCAGUUCCACAAAACCCACGGCCUCUUCUUCUCUCCAUCCAACUCGUUCUUCAUCUUGCUAGUGAGUCUAGUGAGAGGAAAGGAGAGACGACUGUGCAGCGUUGAGGAGUUGCGAGACGAGCUUCAGUACUGGCUCUCAUUUCUCAGAUCCAGUUUGGAUUGA